UAAAAUUCGUUGACAAGAAUCAACCGCAACCCAGAAGUAUUUCCUGAAAUUUCAUCAAAAUAUUUUAAUUCUUUUACAUGUUUUACCAUAGAAAUUAAACCUGAUGUUUUUAUCGGAGAAGUCGUUCCAUGAAGGAACGUAUAUUUGUCCGAGAGAGAUGGAGGAAGAGAAUGAUUUCUUCAAUGAAAGAUUAAGGAAGACCUUGUACUAUGGAAAACUCCCUGGAACCGAGAGACCUUCUUUACCUGUCACAGAUUUAUUGGUUGAUUUUUACAAUGAAGCUGCACCAAGAGAGUUGGGAAAGCUAGAUAACUAUCUUGCGGCCUCCACGUCCAGGUCGGCGUGUAUUUCACCGUCCUCAGUAAUGGCUGGUAUGGUAUAUGUAAAGCGUCUGAAGAAAAAACAGCCCGACUAUCUGACACAAGUUUCCUCUUCUGAACUGUUCCUUAUUUCUAUGAUGAUGGCUUCGAAAUUUUUAUAUGAUGAAGGUGUAGAUGAAGAAGUGUUCAAUGACGAAUGGGCGAAUUCUGGUGACGUUGAAACUGAAGAUGUUAACCAACUGGAAUUGGACUUUCUUUCGGCAAUCGACUGGCAGCUGUUUGUUAGACCUGAAGAAUUUCAAGAAAUGCUACAUAAGGUUGAGAAGAGGAUUGCAUUAAAACAAGGACUAGAGAGGGGCUGGUUCUCUUACACGGAUCUUAUGGUGCUGUCUCAAGAUUUGAAAUUCAUGAACUGGAGUGACCUUGUAACUGAACUUUCGACUGUAUUUUCGGCAACUUCACUUGCGUACUUGGCUGGUAUACUGACGAUGGUUGGAUCCACAAUGUUGGGAACAGCAACGACCUUGACCUUGGUGAACUCUGGCUCAGCCAUCCUUCCACUGUGCAUCAGAGUCCUGCCAGCAUUGACCUUGUACCCAGAACUUUCGCUGGAGGUUACACAUCCAAGGUCAUUGGUUGAGAUACCAAGGUCAGAGGUCAUGGAAAGAAAUAGAUCAGACUCGACUGACAGUAUGUUGAAUGGUCAAGAAAGUCUGCAAGAAUGGAUUGAUAAUAACACAGGUUCACAUGGGGAUGCCGCCCAACUUGCAGAUUCAGAAGUUGAUGACGACCUUGAACUGAAGUAUGACUCAAGGUCACAAGUCAAAGAAAAUGGACUGCUUAAUGGAUUCUUACAACCUUUCCUUGCUCUUGUUACUCUAAAAGACACAUUUCUGAACUUUGCUUAUGGUGCCAAACUUACAUAUGAACCAAGUAACGACUCCGAUCAAAAUGACCCUGAAACCAUAGAUACGACCUUGAACCCCGAGGAAACCAAAGAAUUCUGUUCAUCCGGACCCUGUCUUGUUGAUUCUUGGCCAAACUGUUGGAACGUUUCUAUAGCAAUGGACUGGCUUACACCUGGAACUUGGACUGAGGGAACAUGUGAAGAUGAAAGUAGAUGCUGUAAACAGUGCUCUAGGAACCAAAAAAUGAACACUAAGGAAGGACCUCAAAACCGAUUCUAUCACGGACUUGACACUGCUAUGUUGAAUGAUGCCGAAAUAAUCCACUGUUGUUGUCGACUGGAGAACACGGGAGAUUCGUGGUUGAAGGGUUCUUUGCAUUCGCGGAUAAUGGACAUUAAUCUAAGAUUUGCCACACAACCAGUCUAUCCAAUAUUUGUCACAACUUGAUCCACGGAAUCCAAAUAACAAAUUUUUGUUUCAAAUUUUGAUAUAUUUAGGUUAAUUUUGAAUUUUUACUUUCUGUUUGAUAAUAAAUUGGUGCUAUAUAUACAUUUAGAGAUGUGCUAAAAUCAUGAGAUGUAAGUUAAGAUCAGUUUUAGAAGGUAAAAUACUAAAAGAAAUGUAUAUAAAUAUAAGUAUAAAUAUAACUAUCACAAGUUAAAAGUUUAUCACCUUGAAGAGAUUGUUAAAAGGCUAUAUUUAGACUUUUUGUGCUAUUUUAGUAUAAUUUAAUUUGGAACAAACAUUUGUUUGCAUGCUGCUUAAUCCGGACAUAACCAAAUAUUUAUUAUUAUUAUAAUUUUUAUUUAAAAUAUAUUACAGCGCAAUGUUUUCAUCUGUCAUAAGUUUCUAAAAUGAUAAGUAAGACUAAACCAAAGUAAAAAAAAAACUUGAAAUAAUGUAUUAAACUUUUGAUAAUGUUACUUAACAAUUAAAAAAAAAAUCCAAGCAAAACGUGAACAGUAUUUUCAAUACCAAGUGCUUAUUUGAUUUUUUUUAAUAAGAAAAUUACUGAAGGGUUUCUUAAAUAAAGUGACAUUAAGCACAUUUUUCUGCUGUCAUUAAUUAAGCUGAAUUAGCUAUUUUGUUUCAAAAGUUGUAUGUUGUAAUACUUAUUGAUCAGUAAUUGAUAAUGAAAAAAAAAGGUCUAGGAUAAAAUAUAUAAUCACUGCUCCACUCUUGUUACUUAUACAUUGCAAAGGACAUUUACAGAAUUUUCUAAGAAUCAAAUGGUUUAUAAAUUACAUUAUAUUUCUUGUUGUACUUUACAUAGGAGCCGCGUCACAACAAAACCAACAUAGUGGGUUUGCGACCAGCAUGGAUCCAGACAGUCUGAUUAGGAUCCUUGCUGUUCGCUAUCAGUUUCUGUACGUGUUAUAGGGUUUGUAAAUGAACAGCAUGAAUCCUGAUCAGACUUCGCGGAUGCGCAGGCUGGUCUGGAUCCAUGCUGGUCGCAAACGCACUAUGUUGGUUUUGUCAUGAUGCGGCUCAUAUGUAAAGUACAACAAGAAAUUGAAAGCAAUUAUAUCAAAAUGUAAAGUUUGCCUGUUAUCUUGCAUAAUGUCACUUUAACCUAUGACUUUAGUUUAAUUUUUCAAUUCUCUCUUUCUACUAAUUUGAAAAUACAAAAUUAUAUUUCAUUCCUUUUUGUAGACAUUUUCAAAGAAGUAAGUUUUUUUUGUUAGUUAUUUUUAAAUCUCAUUUGUAUCAUAGCAAAUGGCCGUUUUGAACUUUAAUGAAUUUCGUCAAACAAUAAAAAAACUAAUCUUUUUUUUCGAAUAUUCAUAUUCUUUUUUCAAUGUUCGAAUAUUCAAUAGUGUUUCCAAUAUUCGAAUAAAAUUCCUGGCCUUGAAAAAAACAAAACAUCAGUCUAUUUUGAAAAAUAAAAAAUCUGUUCAAUUUGAUAUAUGGAGAAACAUCUGAAUGUUUUAUAAUUAUGUAUUUGUUGAUUUUCUUUUUCCAGUUUCCUGAUAACUUGUACAUAUCAUAAUAAAUUGAGACAACAUUAGCAAGUUCUUUGUGUUGCAACAAUUGAUAUAUAAUAAAUAAUAAUAAAGAUCUUGAUAUUAGUUCAGAAAACAUGUACUGUAUUAUACAACUGUUUUAUUUUGAGGACCAUCUUGUCAUCUUGAAAUAUAUUUAUUAAUUUAUUUGACCAAAAAUGUUGAACAAUAUUUAUGAAGCCUGAACAAUUAAAACUUACACUGAGCAAA
Messenger RNA from Ruditapes philippinarum (Manila clam), 3441 nucleotides. RefSeq names its product protein CNPPD1-like. Lineage: Eukaryota; Metazoa; Mollusca; Bivalvia; Venerida; Veneridae. Gene Ontology annotation, molecular function: protein kinase binding; cyclin-dependent protein serine/threonine kinase regulator activity. The record is from RefSeq and is a predicted model, not a curated record. Gene Ontology annotation, cellular component: cyclin-dependent protein kinase holoenzyme complex; nucleus. Gene Ontology annotation, biological process: regulation of cyclin-dependent protein serine/threonine kinase activity. The coding region runs from base 104 to 1675 and encodes 523 amino acids. The transcript has 7 exons.